GUGUUGUUAUAGCUUUUUGUUGCCUUUUAUGUAGAUUCGUAUUUUAUUUAUUUUAUUUUAAUGAAAUGGGGGACAUAUCUGCCAUCUGGUUUAUUUUAAUGACUACUUUUUCACAGGGAUAUCAUUUUUCUUCAAUUCUUCCACCAAAUUUCUUCACGUUACCUUUCUCCCAUGUAUGAUUAAGAUUUUCUUGUUAGAUGCCAACAUUUUCUAAAACUCAAAAGCAUGCACAUAACCCUAAGAUUCUGAUUUUGAUUAACCUCUUAAAAUGAUAUGAUGCUGUUAAACAAAACAGAUAAUAAUAAUUCAGCAAAUCGUAAUGCCUAUUAAAUUAAUGUAAAAGGAAAGCAUCUCUCUUUUUUCCUUUUUUUUUUUUGGGUGUGUAGAAGAAGAAACUUUAAGAGAGGGUAGAUUACCAGCUUAAAAUCAUAGGCAUAAACUCUGGAAGUGUAAUGUGACAGAAGUUAAUGAAUGAAUUGGAAAAGUACUUCAAUAAUUGGAGAAGAGUCAUUUCCUUAUGACAGCAAAAGAGCUACAAUGGUAGUGCUUAGGCAAAUGUCUUCUGAAUUUAUAGUUAUAUUUGUUCCAACAAAAGUUUCUCCUCUUGAUUUAACAUAUUGUGCAUUUUACAACUCAUUCAUUAGAGGGAAUCUGCAGGAUUUUUUUUCCCUCUCAAUCACAAAUGCGAUGUUUUCUGCGAAAAGAAGAGUUGAAUGGCAUUUGGCUUUGGUGUCUCGUGAAAAUUGUUAACUGGCCUGCAUAGCAAAUGCUUCAUAAUUUUUGCCUUUCAGGAAAUUGCACAUUAAAUGAUCUGCCCAUGCUAUUGCUAAUUGGCUCUAAAAGCAGUCCUAUUGAACACUUCUGCUGCCUUUUAUUAUAUUUAGAAGAUGGAUUCACAUGUUUUCGUCUUCUUGAGCCGAGUUUCUUUCAGAAACAGCGCAUCUACCCCGCAGGGUAGGGAUAAGGAAAGACUUCUGCUUUGGAGACUUUGAGUUUCUGUAUUGUGAUUCAUCAUUAGUGAGGAUGCUUAAGAUCCCUCCGCAUCAAGUUGCAGGACACCAAGCAGGUAAUGGGAAGCUUGGUCCGCUCGUGGAUGAAUCAGGACGUUUCUACAAGCCUCUCCAAGGCGAUGAACGAGGGUCCAAUGAGGUUAAAUUCUACGAAUCAUUCUCUUCCAACACUAAGAUCCCAGAACACAUCUCCAAAUUCUUCCCCAUCUUUUAUGGCACUCAGCUCGUAGAGGCGUCCGAUGGAUCUGGCUUGAAGUCCCACUUAAUUUUACAUGAUCUUGUUCUAGGUCGAGUCAAUCCAUCAAUAGUGGAUAUUAAAAUUGGUUCAAGAACCUGGGCACCAGAGUCAACUGAGGAAUAUAUGCAAAAGUGCUUGAAAAAGGAUAGAGAGACAUCGAGCCUUCCCUUAGGAUUCAGGUUAUCGGGGAUACAAAUCUAUGGAAAUAAAGAAUCAGGUUACUGGAAACCUGAAAGGACUUCAAUUCAAAACCUUUCUGCAGAGGAAGUCAAGUUAAUGCUGAAAAAGUUUGUUUCUUCUAACGCGUCGACUGACUUGGACUUGGAACCAGAUUGUGCUUUUGCAGCAACUGUAUAUGGCGGUUCUACUGGCAUUUUAUCGCAGUUGCUAGAGUUGAAAGCAUGGUUUGAGGAUCAAACAAUGUACCAUUUUUAUUCUUGCUCAAUUCUGAUGAUAUUUGACAAAGAACAUGCAUCGGAAGGACGGAAUCCAGGUGCAAUAAUCAAGUUGAUUGAUUUUGCUCAUGUUAUUGAAGGAAGAGGUGUCAUUGAUCAUAACUUCUUGGGUGGUCUCUGCUCUUUGAUAAAGUUCAUAUCUGAAGUUCUUACUGCUCCAAAUGAGCACACAACAGAAGUUUCCUCAAAGCCUGAUCAUCAGAACUUUAUUCUCUCUGAUAACGGUGCCAAUUAAUUCAGCUUAAAAUCAUGUUGCAAAUUACACCUUUUUUUUAAGGAAAUUCUAUUCUAGCAUUGCUAUGACCCCAGUAUAUAAUAAUUUUUACUGGACCCCUGAUCAUAAAUAAACUUUUCUUUCAAAUUUUA
Nicotiana tabacum (common tobacco) is the source of this 2069-nucleotide messenger RNA. Its product is annotated as inositol polyphosphate multikinase alpha. Gene Ontology annotation, biological process: inositol phosphate biosynthetic process. Lineage: Eukaryota; Viridiplantae; Streptophyta; Magnoliopsida; Solanales; Solanaceae. Gene Ontology annotation, molecular function: inositol-1,4,5-trisphosphate 3-kinase activity; inositol tetrakisphosphate kinase activity. The record is from RefSeq and is a predicted model, not a curated record. Gene Ontology annotation, cellular component: nucleus; cytoplasm.